CCAAUGGAUACCAGUUUAUCAUCUGCAUUUGUUCUGGGUGUAGCAAUUUUAAUGGCCAGUAGUGUAUUUAACAGAUUUAGUAAGGUUAUCAGGCAAAGAUCCUGCUCCAGCAUCAGAUGAGAAGACACUUUCGAUUCUCGGGAUUACGUGUAGGGAGUAGUAAACAUAUGGUCGCCGUAUUGGGGUACGCGUGUACAGCGUCGCUUUGUUUUUGGAAGGCGGCGCUUGUAGUAUGUUUGUACAAUGACAGCGGCUGGGGGCUUGCCCGCUGAGGAAACACGUCACGAGGCACUGUACUUAAGAUGUCGGCCGUGGCAGGAGGAGCCAGUCUGCUCCACACGGCGCUACCAGAGACGCGCAGCACGAUGAGUGACGCACGCAGAGUCCUCCUGUUGGUCGCCGCGGCCGCUGCAGUGGCCACUGGCCUUCCUGCGGUGGCGCCGCCUCCCGGCUUCGGCUGGCUGCUGCCGCAUCGAGCCCAAAUUGCUGAACGGCCUCCGCUGUCACCUCCACCCCUGGACCCUCACACCGUGUUCAUCCUCACACACGGCUACCCUGUUCAUGUACCGUGUCUACAAACAACAGGGGCUUCGCCUGUGCAGACUGGAAUCACUGCGGGCUCACACAGGGCUGUAGCCAAGAAUCGUCAGACUGAGUCUGCUACGGCUACGGCUACCACGAGGGCCGCGGUGUCCCCCGCAGCUGCCGCGGACGCGACGACGAGGCAGCAGGGCCUGCUGAGCUUCAUCAACGUGCCGGACAUCCCGUGUCCUAAGGGACAGAGGCGCGACCCCGCGGGCAACUGCCGGGACGAGUGGUAGGCUGGCGGUCUCUGGAGCAAGAGCUCUGCGGGGAUACCACUGGCGGGACCUGACAAUCGCAGCUAAUCAGUGUUGCGGCCUGCCAGAAUUUUACGCUUCAUCCAGUAUUAUAAGUUAUUGACAUGGCUGUGUCAUUGUAG
Messenger RNA from Schistocerca americana (American grasshopper), 961 nucleotides. RefSeq lists its product as uncharacterized. The transcript has 2 exons. Lineage: Eukaryota; Metazoa; Arthropoda; Insecta; Orthoptera; Acrididae. Bases 303 to 821 code for a protein of 172 amino acids. The record is from RefSeq and is a predicted model, not a curated record.